CAAUAAGGUAAUUAGCCACGAAUUCAACAUUUAAUAUUUUGAAACCUUUUUUAUAUGACACUGGACUAACAUGAACGUAUUUAAUUCCGAAUUAUUUCUCUUUGCUCUAUUUGAUUUUGCAGUCUAAUAUAAUAAAAUGUCCUGGAAUUCAAAGACUUGGGCUUGGGUUGGUAAAUACUUCUCCAUUAACCCUUUGGUAACUGAUGGUAUGCCUGUUGUUGGCAAAUUCCGUACUCCUGCACCCGCUUCUCAAGGAAAAUACACAUAUCCCAAAACAUCUGCUUCAGCCAUCAGCAACAACCCUUAUUACAAGCGUGACACACGUAGAAACUUCCCUCGUCUUGCUGUCUACAAGCAACAAGACCUCGCCCUUCUCCUCGAAGGUGGUGUUGUUAACCCUAGUCUUCCUGAGGAAGCUGCUGUCGAUAAAGUUGUUGCCUCUACCGAAACCAAACCUCUUGUCGAAGUUUUGAACUCUCACAAGCUUUAUUCAGCAAGCAAACUCCCCCCUAUUCCUCAAUUCGGCCGCAAAGCUGCUUGGAGAGAUUCAGAGGACUUUGUUUUCCCCAACGAUGGUUCAUAUUUCCCCAUGAAGGUCAUCACCAUGUAAAACAACAUACAAUCUAAAUUAAAAAAAGAAAUAAAACCUCAGUUCUAGAGUGGAAAUUAUUGUAACAAGA
Messenger RNA from Mucor mucedo, 680 nucleotides. RefSeq lists its product as uncharacterized. NCBI's taxonomy places the organism in Eukaryota, Fungi, Mucoromycota, Mucoromycetes, Mucorales, Mucoraceae. The transcript is spliced from 5 exons. Bases 137 to 610 code for a protein of 157 amino acids. The record is from RefSeq and is a predicted model, not a curated record.